Molecule: messenger RNA, 405 nt
Organism: Aethina tumida (small hive beetle)
Lineage: Eukaryota; Metazoa; Arthropoda; Insecta; Coleoptera; Nitidulidae
Product: mitochondrial fission 1 protein-like
Exons: 1
Coding region: 1-405 (134 amino acids)
Biological process (GO): peroxisome fission; mitochondrial fission; autophagy of mitochondrion
Cellular component (GO): mitochondrial outer membrane; peroxisomal membrane
Molecular function (GO): protein binding
Source: RefSeq, a predicted model, not a curated record
AUGGCAAACGAAUUAGAUUACGAGGCCAGCGAGGAACAAUUGAAGAAAUACGCCGACAUCUACUUCGACCUCCUUGAGAAAAAUAGGGUCACACCUCAUGCCAAAUUCCAUUACGCCAUGUCUCUGGUGCAAAGCAAAGAUGAGAAGAAAAUAAACGAGGGCAUCGCUAUGUUGGAGUCGCUUUCCAAAACUGACCGUCGUAACAAAGAUGAGUACAUAUAUUAUUUGGCGAUUGGUCACACGAGACUUAAGAAUUUCUACAAGGCACUGGACCUUCUCCUGAUAGUUAUGGGUAGAUACAAGCACGAUUUGAAAUUCUGCAACUUGUUCAAGGCCGUUAAAGAAAAGAUGGAGAUGCAUUCUUUAAAUCAGAUUUUGGCUUCGUUGGAGUUAAAGAAGGAAUAA